ACAUCAGCGUAGUACAUUCAUUUUUUACUUUUUAGCACCUUCACUUUCUCUUUCACGUUAAGCUUCCUUUUCUCCCGCCCUUCAUCGCAAUUUCUCAAAAUUCAUACCCUCAGCUUAUGAUCUAUUCAACAUUCCGUUUAUCCAAUUCGAAAUAGUAAAAAAUCCAUUUGAUUUUAUUGAAUUUUCUAUAGCUAUUAUUUCAAGAAACCACAACUGUAAAUCCAAGAAAACUUCAAAAGUAGACGCUUCACAGAGAGCAGAGCCUUUUGUUGAGUAAAUCUUGGAGGAAAUUAAUAUAAAGAAUGAAACUUUAAUCUCAAAUCAGCGCCCUCUUUAUCCCUUUUUGUGCUAUCUUUCCCCCCUCUAUUCAUACUCUUGUCUGUAUUAGUAAUAUCAGGGUUUAGCUUUCAAAUUUCCCUUAUGAGUGUUCAUGCUAUGAUCUUUUACAUUUUCUGUUUGUAACUUUUGCUUUUCAAUUGUUACAUGUAAUUAAUUAUAUGUCAAAUUUCAAGACUCAAGUGUGUGAAGCCAGCGUUGUACACAACUUUAUUUAAAGGUGUUCUUAAGGCUGGAAAAGAAUAAUGGGUACUGUUAAACUGCAACUGCCGUUGCCUAAAAAUGUUAAUGGAAUGACCCUGGAUCCAAACCAUGAUUGUAGCUUUGAUGCUUUACUGGUCGAGCUCAACUCGAUAGAGAAGAAGCUCAAUGGAUCAUCGAAAUUUCCAUUACCUUUUACUAAAGCAGAAUCUCAAGAAUUCUCGACUUCAAAGAAUAAUACUUGGAGAGGCUUUAUUAUGCAAGUGUCUGAUGACGACGUGGAGGAUGUGGAAAGAAACAAUAAGGAUGAAGUUGGUGAUCAUUUUGUUCUGGGGAGAAAACGUUUUGCCUGUGACGAAAUCUAUCUGAGUGAUAGCGACCAUUCUGAAGAAGGCAUGGGCAUUGAACUUCAACGUGAUCUAAUGGAUAAAGUGGGAUUAGUGAAAAGUGCUUUAUCUGAAUUAGCUCAUGAGCACCAGCUUACUAUUGCGGAGGAAAUGAGAGAUCAACUAUCAGCAAUUGAAGCUGAGUUAAUGGAUGAAAAUCAGAAGCUUGCCUCCACACUUGAACGGGUUGAGAGAAAUACUGAAGCUCAAAGGGAAAUGAACAGAAAAUUUGACAUGCAGUACCAGCGUAAAAUUGCAGAAGCACUUGAUGAUCACCUAACUGCUGUGCAAAGGGAUCACGAACACAGAUCCCAAAUUGAAGAAAGGAGAAUAAGAGAUGAUGCAGCUCGUGAAGAAGCCAAGAGGAAAGAAAAAACUCUUCAAGAAGAAAAAGCCCGGCAAGAAAUGAUCAGAGCAGAAGCCAAGGUCCAGGCUAGGCUAGAUGCUGAAAGAGUUGAAAAGGAAAAAGUCGUAGCUCUGGAAGCUGAGAGGAAAGCAGCAAAAGAAGCUGCAGCUGCUGCGGAGAAGAAGGCAUCUGAGUCAUUGAUGAAUGUUCCUUCGGAGGCUAACAAGGUUCCAAAGGAAGUCACUAAUCAUAAACAUUCAGCAGUCACCUUCAAAGUUGCGAAACUUCUUUGGGGCCAAGGACCAUGCAAUUGCGGUGUACCAGUUUAUGAGAACCAAUGCCGAUGAAGUGCAUGAUGAAGCAGAGAGAAAACUUGAUUUGAUGUAGAACUACUGUUGUUGCUAUUGUUCGUCAGCAAGUCUAAUAAAUCAGUUCGAAGGGAGAAACAUGGAUAUCAUUUCA
This is a messenger RNA of Nicotiana tabacum (common tobacco), 1731 nucleotides long. RefSeq names its product mRNA export factor GLE1-like. Gene Ontology annotation, molecular function: inositol hexakisphosphate binding; phospholipid binding; translation initiation factor binding. Gene Ontology annotation, biological process: poly(A)+ mRNA export from nucleus. Gene Ontology annotation, cellular component: cytoplasm; nuclear pore cytoplasmic filaments; nuclear pore. The record is from RefSeq and is a predicted model, not a curated record. Lineage: Eukaryota; Viridiplantae; Streptophyta; Magnoliopsida; Solanales; Solanaceae.